This is a messenger RNA of Penicillium crustosum, 1572 nucleotides long. RefSeq names its product sugar porter family MFS transporter. Gene Ontology annotation, molecular function: carbohydrate:proton symporter activity. NCBI's taxonomy places the organism in Eukaryota, Fungi, Ascomycota, Eurotiomycetes, Eurotiales, Aspergillaceae. The record is from RefSeq and is a predicted model, not a curated record. The coding region runs from base 1 to 1572 and encodes 523 amino acids. The transcript has 8 exons. Gene Ontology annotation, cellular component: membrane. Gene Ontology annotation, biological process: carbohydrate transport; transmembrane transport.
AUGAUUGCCUCCACAAAGAAGCCCUACUUCGGGCUUACCGGAGGAUGGCUUACCUUUUGGCUCACUGUAGCCUGUGCCACUGAUAUGAUGUUAUUUGGAUACGAUCAAGGAGUGUUUAGUGGUGUUGUGGUUACCCGUGACUUCUUAGAAGUCCAUGAUCUUGUCGGCCCUACCAAAACCACAGUCCUCUCCACGGUUGCUGCCAUUUAUGACAUCGGUUGUUUCUUCGGAGCCAUACUUGCCUUUACAAUAGGCGAGCGACUGGGCCGCAAAAAAUCCAUUCUUUUGGGUACUGUCAUUAUCGCCGCCGGCACCAUCCUUCAGACAUCAUCUUAUAGCCUACCGCAAAUUUUCAUUGGCCGAAUUGUGCUAGGUCUCGGGAACGGAAUCAACACCGCAACGGCCCCUAUUUGGCAAACAGAAACGGCACAAGCGAAAUGGAGAGGAAAACUUGUCAUCCUGGAUCUUGGGUUGAAUGUCGGCGGGUACUGUAUUGUUAAUUGGAUAAACUAUGGUCUCUCCUUCCGCGGGGGUGCCAUUGCAUGGCGCAUGCCGAUCGCUCUACAGCUCACUUUCGUCAUUAUCUUGCUUGUAACUAUCCCCUGGCUUCCGGAAUCCCCAAGAUGGCUCAUGACACAAGCCCGCGAAGAUGAGGCGAUCGAAGUACUUGCGUGUGUCGAGGCUACAUCCAUUGACGAUCCAGUUAUUAUAACCCAACGUGAUGAGAUUAAAUUCAGCAUCACAUACGAAAGAGAAAAUGCUGUCCGAUGGCGCGAUCUUGUGCUCCAAAGAAAAACCGAUAAUACCAAAAUUCUUCGUCGGUUGCUUCUCGGUGCCGGCACACAGGCCAUGCAGCAGCUCCAAGGUAUCAACAUCAUGAGUUACUAUCUCCCGUUAGUCCUCAUGAACUCGGUCGGACUUUCAGAUAGGAUGGCCCGUCUGUUGACGGCUUGCAACGCGACCUCAUAUUUUAUUUUCUCGUGUGCCGCAGCCACAAUAGUAGAGCGAGUCGGCCGUCGAGGCUUGAUGAUGUUAUCUGGGUUUGGCCAGUUCCUUUCCUUCCUGAUUAUCACAAUUCUCCUUUACUUGGCCGAGAAGAAUACAGUAUACGCUACUGCCUCCGUUGCAUUCUUCUUUGUCUAUCAUAUUGCCUUUGGAAUGGGUAUGCUAGGUGUUCCAUGGCUGUAUCCCACUGAAAUCAACUCACUCCCCAUGAGAACGAAGGGAGUAGCAGUUUCGACAGCAACCAACUGGAUCACUAAUUUUGCUAUUGUCGAGAUUACACCUAUCGGUAUUCAAAGCAUUGGAUGGAAAUUUUGGAUUGUGUGGACCGUCCUCAAUGCGAUCUUCCUGCCAAUUAUUUACUUCCUGUAUCCAGAGACAGCAAACCGGAGACUGGAAGACAUUGAUGCGUACUAUCGCUCCAACCCACCACUCAUCGUGGCCGGUGAUGCAGAUGCCAUUUCGACAAAAAGACCGCUUCAGUUCAUCUAUCACGAAGAUGAAGAAGUUCAAAAGAAUGCGAAGGAGGCUGCCACUGGUGCUGUCGAGUACGAAGAACACGUAAAUUAG